Molecule: messenger RNA, 636 nt
Organism: Myiozetetes cayanensis
Lineage: Eukaryota; Metazoa; Chordata; Aves; Passeriformes; Tyrannidae
Product: cytochrome c oxidase assembly factor 6 homolog
Exons: 3
Coding region: 97-336 (79 amino acids)
Biological process (GO): respiratory chain complex IV assembly
Cellular component (GO): respiratory chain complex IV; mitochondrion
Source: RefSeq, a predicted model, not a curated record
GCGGGACACCGGGACACGGGGCCCGCCCGCCCGUCGCGCCGGGGGGAAGAGCCGGGACCGCUUCCGGAGCGUGACCUUCGCGGGUGGGCGGCGAGGAUGGCGGCGCCGACGAGGGAGGAGAGGACGGCGUGCUGGGGCGCCCGGGACGAGUUCUGGCAGUGCCUGGACAGCCACGGGGAUGACGCCGCCAAGUGCGAGAAGCUGCGCCGGGCCUUCGAGUCGCGCUGCCCGCAGCAGUGGGUUAAACAUUUUGACAAAAGAAGAGACUUCUUAAAAUAUAAAAAAAAGCUUGAAACAGAAGGGUAUAUUCCUCCAGAAGCUGCUGGAAAGUCUUAGGUACUCUGCUUUCAUAACAAAUCAAAUAACUACAGAAAGAAGAAGCAAGAGAAAGCAACAGGAGCUGCCUGAGAGCAAGAACUGGUAACCUGAUUGUCUCCCUGAAAUGCAGACUGCUGUUCUUGUUGCCAGGUCUCACAUGUCUGCUGAAAGAUGGUUGUGUACAGCUUAUGGUGCAGAGUUGUUCACAAAUCUAAGGGUUUGAAUGUAUAAUUAUUAAAAUUCUUUCACACAAAUAAAGAAUUGUUUAAUACUGUAAUGUAUAUAUUCUAAAGAGAAAAUAAAAUUCUUUUUCAGUGA